UUUAUUUAAAAUUUAAAAAAAUAAUCUAUUUUUCUCUUAAUUUUUAUUAUUUAUAUCUUUCUGUAACUUAAAAUGAUAUAAAAUUAAAACGGACUAUUAUUCACCUGCGAUUCGAUUCGAGGGAGCUUCUUAUUGGAUCUGCCCUCUCAAGUUCGCUAAUCAUAAUCUCACUGUUCUGGUUCAGCUUCUUCUACUCUUGAAAUAAGAGAUGGGGUUGACUUUCACCAAACUUUUUAGCCGGCUCUUUGCAAAGAAAGAGAUGCGUAUUCUCAUGGUAGGUCUUGACGCUGCUGGUAAGACUACCAUAUUGUAUAAGCUCAAGCUGGGAGAAAUUGUUACAACUAUUCCCACAAUUGGAUUUAAUGUGGAGACUGUGGAAUAUAAAAAUAUUAGCUUCACUGUAUGGGAUGUGGGUGGCCAAGAUAAGAUACGUCCUUUAUGGAGACACUACUUCCAAAACACACAGGGGCUUAUCUUUGUCGUGGAUAGCAAUGAUCGUGACCGUGUUGUUGAGGCUAGAGAUGAGCUCCACCGAAUGUUGAAUGAGGAUGAGUUGAGAGAUGCAGUGCUUCUUGUGUUUGCCAACAAACAAGAUCUUCCAAAUGCUAUGAAUGCCGCAGAAAUCACAGACAAGCUUGGUCUUCAUUCUCUCCGUCAACGCCACUGGUAUAUUCAGAGCACAUGUGCCACCUCUGGGGAAGGACUCUAUGAGGGACUGGACUGGCUCUCCAACAAUAUAGCCAACAAGGCUUAAGAGACAUUCAUUUUUGAGGAACGCUGCUAUCUUGCUUGGCUUUGCGAUUGUAUUAUGAGUUUGAUUGGGUGUUGCAUCUCUUACAGCAUAAAAAUCUCUUUUAUUUUUAUUUUUAUAUUUUGUUUUCUCUUAUAGUUAUUUGUUACUAUAUGAUAGCAAUCUUGUUAGUUCUUCUAGAAUUUCUAGUAAUUAAUGAAUUACAAACUAUAUAAGCGGGAGUCUUUCAUUUGUAUUCCUACGCAUUUGGUCAUCAAUGUCAUCAAUCACGCGAAU
Messenger RNA from Gastrolobium bilobum, 1027 nucleotides. RefSeq names its product ADP-ribosylation factor 2. Lineage: Eukaryota; Viridiplantae; Streptophyta; Magnoliopsida; Fabales; Fabaceae. Gene Ontology annotation, molecular function: GTPase activity; GTP binding. The transcript is spliced from 7 exons. The coding region runs from base 209 to 754 and encodes 181 amino acids. The record is from RefSeq and is a predicted model, not a curated record. Gene Ontology annotation, cellular component: cytoplasm. Gene Ontology annotation, biological process: vesicle-mediated transport; intracellular protein transport.